UGUUCGAUCUUGUAACACCAUUAGAUUUGUAUUAGAUACCAUAAAAAGUAGAUUUCACUAACGAUUAGAAAGAUAGUUACAAUGAAGUAAAUAACUAAUAAUCUUAGUACCAAUAUCGACGAGGUAUACUCAUCGGUGAUUAUGCGACCUAUUUUCGUAAUAUUAGAGGUUAUGUUUACCUAACUUCGUACAGAAAGAUAGUUACAAUGAAGUAAAUAACUAAUAAUCUUAGUACCAAUAUCGACGAGGUAUAGUCAUCGGUGAUUAUGCGACCUAUUUUCGUAAUAUUAGAGGUUAUGUUUACCUAACUUCGUACCUCAUUUAAAAAAUUAGAUAUUUUUAUUUUAUAAAAUCAAUUAACCUAAAAAACUGUAUUUUUUUGUAUCUUUAUGAUAAUCCUUAAAUAUUGAAUAAGAACAAGGAUGUCGGUAUCAGUUGAUUUACUUCUUUUCAUAGAUUCUGUCACAUAUCUCGUUAUUGUGGCAAUCUUAUGGGGCAUAACGAACCCAUUCAUAAAAAAAGGAGCGCAAGGUCUAGAAAAUGUAAAAUCUUCUUCCAGAUUUGGUCAAUUUUUUAAGGAGCUUGCAUUCCUUCUAACGACAUUAAAGUACCUUGUACCGUUUAUUAUCAAUCAAAGCGGUUCUGUCUUGUACUUCUUAACUCUGAGCAGUACGGAUAUAUCAUUGGCUGUUCCGGUUACUAAUUCUCUUACCUUUGUGAUAACUGCGAUAACAGGUUGGAUCUUGGGCGAAGAGAAAAUACAUAGAAAUACAUAUAUCGGGAUGUCAAUGGUGUUGAUCGGAACAGUUCUUUGCUGUUGGGAUAAGAUAGGCGAAACUGUAUGAUUUUAAACUCGCUCUCCCUAAUCGCCACAUGUGCCUCGAACCACACACGUCAACAGAAACGUCACGUUCCGGUGGUGCAGGCGUACCAAUCACCCGGCAUACCA
Colletes gigas is the source of this 949-nucleotide messenger RNA. Its product is annotated as transmembrane protein 234 homolog. The transcript is spliced from 5 exons. Bases 423 to 845 code for a protein of 140 amino acids. NCBI's taxonomy places the organism in Eukaryota, Metazoa, Arthropoda, Insecta, Hymenoptera, Colletidae. The record is from RefSeq and is a predicted model, not a curated record.